Messenger RNA from Vombatus ursinus (common wombat), 1025 nucleotides. RefSeq names its product ALK and LTK ligand 2 (gene ALKAL2). Gene Ontology annotation, biological process: positive regulation of ERK1 and ERK2 cascade; positive regulation of ERK5 cascade. Lineage: Eukaryota; Metazoa; Chordata; Mammalia; Diprotodontia; Vombatidae. The transcript has 5 exons. Gene Ontology annotation, molecular function: receptor signaling protein tyrosine kinase activator activity; receptor tyrosine kinase binding. Bases 1 to 459 code for a protein of 152 amino acids. The record is from RefSeq and is a predicted model, not a curated record.
AUGAGUGGACUGAGGCGUCCUGUUCUUCUGGGGCUGGCGCUGUUACUAUUGACAGUGGGACCUUGCCAAGGGAGGACUGAACCCCGAGAACUCAAGGACAGGCAAACUCUCUUAAACUUAAUCAUGGAGAUCAUCCAGGAACUUAAAAAAUACCAUUCGGGGGAGGACAACAGAUUGCAAUUUUUCAGCAAACAUGACUAUACUUUGGGCAGGAGAGAAGUCACUGACUAUGGAGUUUACCCUGAUGAACAAAGAGUUGAAAUUGUUCCCCGAGAUUUGAGGAUGAAAGACAAGUUUUUAAAACAUCUAACAGGUCCUCUAUAUUUUAGCCCCAAAUGCAGCAAACACUUUCACAGGCUUUAUCACAACACCAGAGACUGCACCAUUCCAGCAUACUAUAAAAGAUGUGCCAGGCUUCUUACUCGGUUGGCUGUGAGUCCAGUGUGCAUGGAAGGAUAAGGGGGCAGAGCCAUAAAGCAACAGAAUGCCAAGAACCAUGAGAAGUGCCUUGGAACCUAACAGGGAAAUCGAACUUCAUACCUUUAUAAACAUAUUCCAUUGUGAACAAGAGAUUUAUUUUUGCAGACUGACAGACUCUUCCAUAAUUCCUUCAACUUGUGUUUUGUAUAUUGUCAAUACUGUUAUACCCGCCAGUUCUACUUAAUACUUUCUUUUAAAAGAAUAAUGUUACCACUCCACUUUCUACAUGUAGUCCUCCUAAAUGCUGAAUAUAGGGUUCAGCCAGAAGAAUACCAUUUUCUUUACUGAUCUGGAAAUUUCAAAGAGCAUUCUUGUGAAGUAAGAAUUCACAAAAUAAUCUGUUAUAAUAGCAUAUGGAGAGGUUUCAUGAUAAUUUACCACUUUUCUAAUUUUCCUGGAGCCUAAUUUAAAAUUGCAUGAAAAACACAAAAGAAAACUGAAAAAAAAAAUCUUUUGGAGACAAGAGGAGUGUGAAUUUGUGUGUGGGGAUUCCACCUAAGCUAAUUUCUUUUUUUUUUUGUAUAAUAUCUGUAUAAAACAUUCCA